AUGUCGAACAACGGUGCAUAUGUGGUGCCGCAGGUCAAGACCGGCACCUCGACCUCAUCCAAAACUAGCUUCCACUUCGCGGCCGGUCUCUGCUCCGGUCUCACUUCCUCCAUCCUACUCCAACCAGCCGAUCUCCUCAAAACCCGCGUCCAGCAAUCCCAGCAAACAGCCGCCCUCCUCCCAACAUUAAAAGCCAUCCUCUCAUCCCCGAACCCGGUCCGUGGACUAUGGCGCGGCACGCUCCCCUCAGCGCUCCGAACAGGCUUCGGGUCCGCGCUCUACUUCACCAGCCUCAAUGCGCUGCGCCAGACAAUCGCACAGGCCAAUAACCCCAUCGCGCUGGCAAAUGCCACAGCCACGCCCAAAUCCUCCUCCGCCCUCCCCAAACUCUCCAACACAGCCAAUCUCGCCACGGGUGCCGUCGCACGCGUCGCCGCGGGCUUCGUCAUGAUGCCCGUGACCGUGCUCAAGGUGCGCUACGAGUCCGACUACUACGCCUACCGUAGUCUUUGGGGCGCCGGCCGGGACAUUGUGCGCACCGAAGGCAUGCGCGGUCUCUUCGCGGGCUUUGGCGCCACCGCCGCCCGCGAUGCGCCCUACGCCGGCCUCUACGUCCUCUUCUACGAGCAGCUCAAACGACAAUUAGCCUCUAGGCGCUCCUCCAAUAGUGAUGGCACCCCGCUGGAAGCCGUUUCGUCUUCGUCCAUCAACUUCGUGUCGGGUGCCUCGGCCGCCGGGCUGGCAACUGCCAUCACCAAUCCGUUCGAUGCCGUCAAGACCCGGCUGCAGCUGAUGCCCACCAAGUACGGGAACAUGUUGCGCGCGGUGCGCUUGAUGGUCCAGGAGGAUGGUGUUCGCAGUCUCUUUGGGGGGCUUGGUCUACGCAUGGCUCGCAAGGCGCUCAGCUCCGCGCUUGCAUGGACGGUCUACGAGGAGCUUAUCCUGCGCGCCGAGAAGCGGUGGGCGGCGAAUAAUCAUCAGCUGACCCUCUGA
This is a messenger RNA of Penicillium alfredii, 993 nucleotides long. RefSeq names its product putative mitochondrial carrier protein. Gene Ontology annotation, molecular function: glycine transmembrane transporter activity. Lineage: Eukaryota; Fungi; Ascomycota; Eurotiomycetes; Eurotiales; Aspergillaceae. Gene Ontology annotation, cellular component: mitochondrial inner membrane; mitochondrion. The transcript has 2 exons. The coding region runs from base 1 to 993 and encodes 330 amino acids. The record is from RefSeq and is a predicted model, not a curated record. Gene Ontology annotation, biological process: glycine import into mitochondrion.